Carica papaya (papaya) is the source of this 600-nucleotide messenger RNA. RefSeq lists its product as uncharacterized. The record is from RefSeq and is a predicted model, not a curated record. NCBI's taxonomy places the organism in Eukaryota, Viridiplantae, Streptophyta, Magnoliopsida, Brassicales, Caricaceae. Gene Ontology annotation, molecular function: calcium ion binding.
ACCAUCAAAAUCUUCUUCUUCACUUUUUCUUUACUUACACAAACCUUAGCAGUUUUUUGCAGAGCAACAAUGAGCGUGGAAUUGUUGGACAGUGCAACCAUUGUCAACUUCGUGGAAGAUGAAGAAGCUUUCAACGUAUCAAUACGGGAUCGUUUUAAUCACCUAGACAUCGACCAGGAUGGGCUUCUCUCCUAUGCAGAGUUGCUCAAGGAGCUGCAGAGCUUGAGGGUGUUUGAGACCCAUUUUGGCAUUGAUGUGAAGACUGACCCAGAAGAGCUGGCUCACGUGUAUGACUCCCUGUUUUUGCAGUUUGAUCAUGACUCCAAUGGGACGGUGGACCUGGAGGAGUUCAAGGCAGAAAUCAAGGAUAUGAUGCUUGCCAUGGCUAAUGGCAUGGGGUUCUUGCCUCUUCAGAUGGUCUUGGAAGAAGACGGCUUUCUCAAGAAAGCUGUUGACCGGGAGUCCACUAAAUUUGACGCUUAAUUUGACUACUUUUAACGGAUUUUUCACUAGCAUUAUAUCAGCGAUUUAUCUGCUGUUGUGUGAUUUUUCUCUUCGUUGUUGUCCUUUUUCUUAGUUUUGUUAUUGAGUGAUCAAAUU